Molecule: messenger RNA, 960 nt
Organism: Lottia gigantea (owl limpet)
Lineage: Eukaryota; Metazoa; Mollusca; Gastropoda; Lottiidae
Exons: 5
Coding region: 1-960 (319 amino acids)
Cellular component (GO): Golgi apparatus
Molecular function (GO): antiporter activity
Source: RefSeq, a predicted model, not a curated record
AUGGACGCUUUGAAAAUCGUGUUGAUAUGUAUUAUGUGGUAUAUGUGUAGUUCGUGUGAUAACAUUAUAGGAAAAGUUAUUUUAAACGAGUUUCAAUAUCCUAUGACAAUUACAAUGGCUUACCUAGUGACAUUGUCAGUUGGUUUGGAACCAUUCUUACGGUACAUGAAAGUACCAACUGAGUUGAAUAUACCGAAACGCUAUUAUUUUACUAUGAUCAUUCCCUUAGCUUUAGGAAAAUUUUUGUCGUCAUUAUCGUCUUUCAUCAGUAUAUGGAAAUCAUCAGUCUCCUACGCACAUACAGUGAAAGCCACUCUACCACUCUUUACAGUAGUUUUAUCCAGAGUUAUUUUAAAAGAAAAACAGACAUGGCCUGUGUAUAUAUCUAUAUUACCUAUCAUAGGGGGUGUUAUUAUAGCCACAGUUACAGAGAGCAAAUUUGAAAUUCUGGGUUUAUAUAGUGCUUUAUUUGCAACUACUUGUUUUUCAUUACAAGUCAUCUUCUCUAAAAAGUGUUUAAAAGAGACUGGUCUCCAUCAUUUAAGAUUAUUAGUAUUAUGUUCUCGAAUAGCAGCUAUGUUAUUUAUUCCUUUCUGGCUAUUGUGGGAUUUUAGAAAAAUCAUACAUGAUGAAGAAUUUAUGGAAAGUGGUAAAAUAAUGCAGACUUUAUUCCUGAUACUAUGUGAUUCUGUUUUUAAUGCCUUACAUAAUGUGUUUGCCUUUACAUUACUAUCAAUGGUUAUGCCAUUAUCGUAUGCUGUAGCUAAUGCCACAAAACGUAUUGUCAUCAUAUCUAGUUCCUUAAUAAUUCUACAGAAUCCUGUUACUUCAAUGAACAUUGUAGGAAUGUUAGUGGCAAUAUUUGGAGUUCUAUGCUACAAUAAGGUUUGUUCCUUUUUCUAUAGAAAUUUGAGUUGUGGAAACUAUGUUUUUAUCUUUAAAGCACAACAUUUAUAUUGA